AUGAACGGACCUCCUCCAGACCCCAGUCUCUCGGCAAUCAUCAACGCCUUGAUUUCUGGAUUUGAUGCCCUGCUAUCCGGCGUGCGUGCGCACAUCGAGAACGAGAAGGCCUUGAAGCAGAGGCUCGAGUUUGCGGCAAAUGAGUAUGACAAGGUCCUAGCUGCCGACAGCACUCUCUCGGCCUCCUCCAUUGCACCGAGCGAAGCCGUCCGCAAAUUCCGCCAACUUCCUCCCAUCGACACAGACGUCGAAUUCUCCCUGCCUGUCCGCGAAGCGCAGCAAGCCAUACAAACCUACAAGAUGUCCAAGAUACACGGACCUCAGACCAACGGGGCACGAUGUCCAAUAGCUCACCGGAAUGGUGACCCCGAGGAUCUUGAACGAGAUUUUACGACCCCUGGUGUCAAGGGGACAUUGGGAUGUCCCUUUGCGAAGAUGCGCAAUGGACCUACCUCGUCCGCUCACGAUGAUCCUAUAGCGGCAGAAUUCCACCAAGACACCCAUUCAGCACGUUCGCCAAAUACGGAACAACGCCCGGGUCAAUGCCCUAUCCGUUUCCUCGAUCAACACUCUCCGGAAGAAAUUGCAAAAUACGUUGAGAAUCACAAGCACGAAAUUCCCCGAAGUCACGAAAUCUGCGUGCGACGAUAUCAGGGCAAUGAAAGCAGUGCCCGACAGUUGGACGCCAAGUAUGGGAAUUUGGUGAACAUGAUUCAAGGCCUGGGAGUCAAACAUAAAGCAUAUCUACCCGAGCGAGACAGGAUCGAAGAACAGUCGACUCAGGCAGUGGAGAAAUGGGCCGAGACUAUCAGCGAAGUUGCCCCUGUCGCUCCAGCCCCAGCUCAGAACGACGUGGUCGCUGAUGAAGAGCCGCGAAUAUCACACUUUGACAAACCACUGCGAGAAGUCCGGGUCGGCGAAUCCCCUAGUCGGCCAUGGGGGAUCUCAGUACCCCCGGACAAAGAACCCACACCCAGUGCCUUGGAGGAAGAUGAUGUGGCACAUCUGAAGGUUCACGCUGCGAGUUCCCAGGCUGCUCCGGCGCCGUCUCGCCAUGAUGAUCCGCAUGAGCAAAGUCAGAAGCCGUCUCCACCAAAGAGACAGACAGGCGACACGGUUGAGAUCAGAGAACCCCGAACCCAAAUCAUCUUCAAUGGGCCCGUCUUCUUCGGAUAUUCGGCCGAGGCUGUGGCAGCUUUGUUGCAGACUACUCAGCUCGGUAACAUGAAGGCUGGUGGCGGAUAG
Fonsecaea nubica is the source of this 1245-nucleotide messenger RNA. RefSeq lists its product as hypothetical. The record is from RefSeq and is a predicted model, not a curated record. The transcript is spliced from 2 exons. The coding region runs from base 1 to 1245 and encodes 414 amino acids. NCBI's taxonomy places the organism in Eukaryota, Fungi, Ascomycota, Eurotiomycetes, Chaetothyriales, Herpotrichiellaceae.